Messenger RNA from Aspergillus pseudonomiae, 549 nucleotides. RefSeq lists its product as uncharacterized. The record is from RefSeq and is a predicted model, not a curated record. The transcript has a single exon. The coding region runs from base 1 to 549 and encodes 182 amino acids. NCBI's taxonomy places the organism in Eukaryota, Fungi, Ascomycota, Eurotiomycetes, Eurotiales, Aspergillaceae.
AUGACCGAAUUGAUCCCAAGCUGGCAGCAACCCAGCCACCCAGACCGACUUCUAGUGGUCAAAGGCGACCAACCCUACACAUCCUCAGCGCGAUCCCUCAUCUCCCUACCAGCAGGUGCCUUCUUCGCCAAAAUCACCACCGCCACCCCUGGCGAUCACGAUACAUACUCCUCCGUCGCAACAGGCAUAGACUCCCGGAUCGAGUUGAAUUCAGACCUCGUCUACUGCAACCACUCCUGCGCCCCGAGUCUGGUAUUCGACAUGACGAGAUUCGAAAUCCGUGUUGCGGAUGACCGUCCUUUGGCUGUCGGGGACGAACUGACCUUCUUUUAUCCGAGUACGGAGUGGACAAUGGUGCAGCCGUUUCAGUGUCGGUGUGGAGCUGGCCUGGGGAAGUGCUUGGGGCGAAUUGCGGGCGCCAGUCAGAUUCAUUCCUCGGUUCUGAAGGAGUAUUGGCUGAAUAUUCAUAUCCGGCAGCAGUUGGAUGUUCUUCCGGCUUGCGAAGUGAAGGCGGCCAUACCACCUCGUACGGUUGAGGUGAAGGAAUAG